GCGGGCGGGCGGGCGCUCGGCGGCUGCUGAGGUGCGGAGGCCGCCGCGCCGCUCCGCUCCGCUCCGCUCGGGCUGUUCCGGGAGUCGGGCGGGGAGCGCGGGCCGAGACCCAGCGGACCGGACGACCUCGCCUUCGUCACUUCCUGCCGGCCCGCGGUUUCCGGAGGGAACGAGAAGCCAGAAAGAAAGAUCACAGCUUUCCCAGCCUGGGAGAAAAACUAUGGAAUGCGGUGUACCACUGACUGACCGUAACCAAACGAACUGUACUGACAGUAGUUUGAAAGCCAGCAGUUAGCAGUUUCUUCAGACUUCAACACUGUCCAGCGCUUUCCAGAGCAGACUCACUGUUUACAAGAACUCUUGGCCUCCCGAAGUUAGCAACCUCAGAUUUUGUUUAUUUAAAGAAUUUCUGCGAAAGAAAAGGACCCCAGAGCCCAUUUUCCAAAAUGGCCAUGGACGGGUAUCUGUGGAUGGUCAUUUUGGGUUUCAUUAUUGCUUUCAUCCUGGCGUUUUCAGUCGGUGCCAACGAUGUUGCCAAUUCCUUCGGAACCGCCGUGGGCUCUGGCGUGGUGACCCUGAGACAGGCAUGCAUUCUGGCUUCCAUAUUUGAAACCACUGGCUCUGUGCUGCUGGGGGCGAAGGUGGGGGAGACCAUUCGGAAAGGCAUCAUUGACGUGAACCUCUACAACGAGACCGUGGAAACGCUAAUGGCUGGGGAAGUGAGCGCCAUGCUCUGCGCUAGGAAACAGGAUCCUAACUGUGGCUUUUCGUGGAAGUCAGCCAGUUACUGCUGGCCCAGGUCGCAGAGUAUUCUUUUCACUCCUUCAGUCGCCUCCUGGUUUAUAUCGCCACUUCUUUCUGGCUUCAUGUCCGGUGUGCUGUUCAUACUAAUCAGAAUGUUCAUCCUUACAAAGGAGGACCCUGUUCCAAACGGUCUCCAGGCACUGCCUCUGUUUUAUGCUGCUACCAUAGCAAUAAAUGUCUUUUCCAUCAUGUACACAGGAGCACCAGUGCUGGGCCUGUCACUCCCCAUCUGGGCAAUAGCGCUCAUAUCCUUCGGCGUUGCUCUGCUGUUCGCCUUCUUCGUGUGGCUAUUCGUGUGUCCAUGGAUGAAGAGGAAGAUAGCAGGCAGAUUAGAGAAGGAGAGCGCUCUGUCCCGCGCUUCCGAUGAAAGCCUCAGGAAAGUACAGGAAGCUGAGUCCCCCGGCUUCAAGGAGCUCCCUGGUGCCAAACCCAGUGAUGACAGCGCUGUCCCCCUCACCAGCCUGGCUGGGGAGGCUAUGGGGGCCUCAGAAGGCACGUCAGCAGGGAACCACCCCCGGGUUUCCUAUGGACGGGCACUUUCCAUGACUCACGGCUCUGCAAAGUCACCCAUCUCCAAUGGUACAUUUGGCUUUGAAGGCCACAUGAGGAAUGACGGUCACGUUUAUCAUACUGUACACAAAGACUCGGGGCUCUACAAAGACUUGCUGCACAAAAUCCACGUAGACAAGGGCUCCGAGGAGAAACCCACUCAGGAAAACAACUACAGGCUNCUUCGGAGGAACAACAGUUACACCUGCUACACCGCGGCCAUCUGNGGCAUGCCGGUGCACACCACUUUCAGAGCCUCGGACACCUCCUCUGCCCCCGAGGACAGUGAGAAGCUNGUGGGUGACAGUGUGUCCUAUUCUAAGAAGAGGCUCCGCUACGACAGCUACUCCAGCUACUGCAACGCAGUGGCCGAGGCCGAGAUUGAGGCCGAAGAGGGUGGUGUGGAAAUGAGGCUGGCCUCUGAGCUGGCCGACCCUGACCGGCCUCACGAGGACCCCACGGAGGAAGAGAAGGAGGAGAAGGACUCGGCAGAGGUCCACCUGCUCUUCCACUUCCUGCAAGUCCUCACUGCCUGCUUNGGGUCCUUCGCUCACGGUGGCAAUGACGUGAGCAAUGCUAUUGGUCCCCUUGUGGCUUUGUGGCUGAUAUAUCAACAAGGCGGAGUUACACAAGAAGCCGCUACUCCAGUCUGUUCCCCAUCCUUAAGAUCCAUCCUAGCAAAAGCCGUCCACAACCAGCUUACAGAAUGUUCUGGCAAGACUUCUGCGGCCACGGGGUGUCGGCAAGGCCACACAAAGAGCUCCUGUGACGUUGUCUUCCUGUCCCCCCCACACAGUGGCUUCACUAUUGAGCUGGCCUCUGCCUUCACCGUGGUGAUCGCCUCCAACAUCGGGCUUCCUGUCAGCACCACGCACUGCAAGGUGGGCUCUGUGGUAGCAGUGGGCUGGAUCCGCUCGCGGAAGGCUGUGGACUGGCGCCUCUUCCGGAACAUUUUUGUUGCCUGGUUCGUGACUGUGCCCGUGGCUGGACUCUUCAGUGCUGCUAUCAUGGCUCUCCUCAUGUACAUAUGUGGUCUCUUUUCUUCCAGUCGGUAGACGGCUGGAGGGAUGUUCUGACGUGGCUAAGAUACUCACACCUCCCACCCUUGCUUUCCCUGACACAUGCACACCCCUUCCACACGCCUUCCAGAUGGCUUCGUGCCGGCCCUGCUUACCCAGGCCACUGCUCAUCUUGCAGAAUUAACCUACCUACUGUACAUAGUAGCAUACAUCGAGCUGAUGCUGUGAUGGCAUGAUGUGGUGCGGUUACUUACAGUAGAUGUGCAUUGUGUACCUAGAAUAGGCAGCAUUUAUCUCCAGCAAACGAAGAACGAAAGCAGAGGCAUUGCCUAGACCGCAAGACUCUGUUAAUUGUAUAUAAUGAUUUCAGUGGUGGCAAGUGUCGAGUAUAAAAUCCUUUUUUAAAUACACUGUAAUAUAAGUGAGAUACAGUAUACUUAAUGCAAACCUGGGCAAGUGCCCAGGCCCUUGAGUGACUGCACAACCCUGGGACAGGCGUUCACAAGUGCUCUCUCUGAAGAAUGCGCUCCUGAGCUGUGUCUGAGUUACUGUCAUGUGUCACAAUGGCUUCUGUAAACUCACACUACUUUUAACCGUCUGCUUCCCGUACACCUUUUUGAUUGGAGAAAUUUGGAAAGUACCAAAGAAAUAGGGGAUAACUUGCCAGUGUUACAUCUUCCCAUUGUUUGUCUCCCUUCCCACGGGCCACGACAGUGAACCUGGUGACAUCAGCCACCCACCAGCACCAGCCAGGUGGCUGCCACACCAGAUACUGGUAAGCUUGUUCAGUGGCCUUUCCCUGUCACCAGCGUGGAUGGCGUANGGCAAUGGGGGUGUAGAGUUAAACACUACAUACAUAUCAUGUCCCACUCCGGUGUCCUUCCCCGCCGUGCCCUGCGACCUGAAAAGCAGGAUCCUUGUUGCCAGCAUCAAAGCCAGUGAGCUCUUGAUGGGCUCGGAUGCUACAAAUUCAGGGUUAGCGGGAGGC
Molecule: messenger RNA, 3360 nt
Organism: Mus caroli (Ryukyu mouse)
Lineage: Eukaryota; Metazoa; Chordata; Mammalia; Rodentia; Muridae
Source: RefSeq, a predicted model, not a curated record